AUGGCUGCUACCUCCUCUUACCGUUAUCAUGCUUUCUUGAGUUUUAGAGGGAAAGAUACCCGCAAGGCCUUCACAGAUCACCUCUACAGUGCUUUGCAGUGCGCUGGAAUCCAUACUUUUAGAGAUGAUGAUGAGAUCAAGAGAGGAGCCAAUAUAGCGAGAGAACUACAAAAGGCAAUACAUGAGUCACCAGUAUCUAUAAUUGUCUUCUCCAAAGGCUACGCUUCCUCACAGUGGUGCCUGAACGAACUUGCAAGGAUCAUGGAACAUCACAGAGUUGAUAGACACCUCGUUUUGCCCAUUUUCUAUGAUGUGAAUCCAUCGGAGGUGAGGACACAGAGUGGGAGCUUCGCCGAAGCAUUUGCCAAACAUGUAGUCGAGCAAAGUUUGGACAAGGUGGAGGAGUGGAGAAGAGCCCUUAGAGAAGUUGCAGAGUUGGGAGGGAUGGUUUUAGGAGAUCAGUACGAGUCCCAGUUCAUCCAUCAUGUUGUUGACGAGAUUGGAAGGAUGCUGGAUCACAACGCAUUUAAGGUUCGUUCCAAAAUUGUUGGAAUGCAUUAUCGUGUGCGACACCUGAACAUGUGGUUAAAAGAUCGAUCGAAUGAUGUCGAUGUAGCUGUCGUCUAUGGCAAGCGUGGAAUUGGAAAAACCACGAUGGUUCGAGUUGCUUAUAACCUCAACUUCUAUAGAUUUCAAGGUAACAGCUUCCUUGAAGAUGUCACAGCAACUUCAGAAGAACCCAAUGGUAUUCUUAACUUGCAAAGGAAACUUCUUUCUGAUGUCCAAAGGAGUGGGGAGACAGAGCCUGUAGAUGUCAGCAACACAGAUGAAGGUAAAAGCAAGAUUAAACAUGCGGUAUGUUGCAAGAGAGUUGUUAUUGUUUUUGAUGAUGUAGACCACUCGGACCAGUUAAGUGCAAUUAUUGGAAAACGGGAAUGGUGCUAUCCGGGAAGUAAAAUUGUCAUUACAACUAGACACGAGGAUUUGCUUAAAGAUCAAGAGAUUCCUCAUGCCGUCUUUGAGGUUGAACCAUUUGAUGAGUAUGAAUCACUUGAGCUUUUUAGUUGGCGUGCCUUUGGACAUGCCCAUCCUUUCGAAGGAUACCAGGAGCUUUCGAAACACCUGGUAAGAUAUUCUAAUGGAAUUCCAUUAGUUCUUCAUAUCCUAGGAGCUUAUUUGUCUCAGAAAAGUGUAGAUGAAUGGCAAAGUGCAUUGGAGUCUUGGAAAAGCUAAUAAAUCCAAUCAUGAUAGAACAUAACGGUAUUCCUUGAUAUUGUAGUAAAGGAGAUCAAAACCACCAUUCUAAUUAGUGAAAAGUCCGUUCUGCGCAUGCUAUACACUAGUUAAGGAAUCAUUCC
Molecule: messenger RNA, 1358 nt
Organism: Fragaria vesca subsp. vesca
Lineage: Eukaryota; Viridiplantae; Streptophyta; Magnoliopsida; Rosales; Rosaceae
Product: TMV resistance protein N-like
Exons: 2
Coding region: 1-1233 (410 amino acids)
Biological process (GO): defense response; signal transduction
Molecular function (GO): ADP binding
Source: RefSeq, a predicted model, not a curated record